Alexandromys fortis (reed vole) is the source of this 2618-nucleotide messenger RNA. RefSeq names its product DNA topoisomerase I mitochondrial (gene Top1mt). The transcript has 15 exons. Gene Ontology annotation, biological process: DNA replication; DNA topological change. Gene Ontology annotation, molecular function: DNA binding; DNA topoisomerase type I (single strand cut, ATP-independent) activity. Lineage: Eukaryota; Metazoa; Chordata; Mammalia; Rodentia; Cricetidae. The coding region runs from base 513 to 2498 and encodes 661 amino acids. Gene Ontology annotation, cellular component: chromosome; mitochondrial nucleoid. The record is from RefSeq and is a predicted model, not a curated record.
AGGGUGCAGCAUUUGAUAGUGGCUUGCCGGUUCCUGCCGGGUCACCCCAGGCACGUUGGGAAAUUCGGUCAAGCACGUGGUUGGGCUGGGCCUCCGAGCUGCCGCGUUUGGUUGGAGGAGGUCCCCUUGGAGUGUGUUUCCCAAGUUCUCUGGUUGGACUCGGACCCACUUCAGGAGUCCUACGCUCUUUGUCACGUGGCCUUAGCUUCCAGUCCUUACUCUGGGUCACCAGCCUGCCCUGCUGGAUUUCCUGAGGACUGAUGACGAGGCCCUGAACUUGCGUCCUGGGGUUGGGAUGGUGUCCAGGCUGAGCGUCUCUUUCCGAUUAGGGCUUUUCAACCUCCUGCCCUGAGGUUCCCGGGAGCACCCAGGCAGAACUGUCUGUUGAGGGAUUGUUGCUAACUUUUACAGCAGGCCUGCUGACCUGCCUUUGGUAGCUCAGCCCCUGCUGGGGGAGCUAAGUUCUUGGACCUGGGAUUCCAGGGAAAGUCGUGCCUAUCCUGCCUGUCCCAAUGGGGCAGAAUUGUGUCCUCUGGGAGAAGUUUCUAGAUUACAUGUGCACGGCAGGACACCCAGGUGUAAUGGCUGUACUGAGGGGUUCUCUGUGGGACCCUGUGAAGAGGUUCCAGAGGGGCCAAGCUGGGGAUUCCUUGAGCCUCAGAAAGGGGCAUUGCCCCCCUUUCUACUCAGCUGGGCACCCUGAGUUUACCCUGGCGGGUAAACACUGGAGUGUGGCGGCCUGUCAGCUGGCGGGUACACACCGGACUGUGGCGGCCUGUCAGCUUUUGCACUACCUCGUCAGGCAUGGUCCUCCUCCUAGGUGGGAAGAAAAGGGCACGACCGGUGUGAAGUGGAGGCAGCUGGAACACAAGGGCCCCUACUUCACCCCUGCCUAUGAGCCGCUUCCUGACAGCGUACGUUUUCUCUAUGAUGGAAAGCCGGUGAAGCUGAGCUUGGCAGCGGAGGAGGUUGCCACUUUGUACGGGAAAAUUCUGCAUCUCGAGUGUACGACCAAGGAAGUCUUCCAGAGGAACUUCUUCAGUGACUGGCGGAAGGAGAUGACAGCUGAGGAGAGGAAGCUUAUCACACACCUUGACAAAUGUGACUUCACGGAGAUCCACAGGCACUUCGUGGAAAGAACUGAGGCCCGCAGGACCCUGCCCAGGGAGCAGAAGCAGAAACUAAAAGAAGAGGCUGCAAAGCUGCAGCAGGAGUUUGGCUACUGCAUCUUAGAUGGCCACAGAGAAAAAAUAGGCAAUUUCAAGACAGAGCCACCCGGCUUGUUCCGUGGCCGAGGUGACCAUCCCAAGAUGGGGAUGCUGAAGAGGAGAGUUAUGCCAGAGGACGUGGUCAUCAAUUGCAGCAGGGAUUCCAGGAUUCCCGAGCCCCCCGCUGGCCACCAGUGGAAAGAAGUACGCUCAGAUAACACAGUCACGUGGCUGGCUGCGUGGACCGAGAACAUCCAGAACUCCUCCAAGUACAUCAUACUGAACCCCAGCUCCAAGCUGAAGGGGGAGAUGGAUUGGCAGAAGUAUGAGGUAGCACGACGCUUGAAGGGGGUUGUCAACAAGAUCCGCACUCAGUAUCAGGCGGACUGGAGGUCCCCAGAAAUGAAGAAAAGGCAGCUGGCUGUGGCUCUUUAUUUUAUUGAUAAGCUGGCACUGCGAACAGGAAAUGAGAAGGAAGAGGGGGAGACAGCUGACACCGUGGGCUGCUGCUCGCUCCGUGUGGAACAUGUCCGGCUGCACGAAAAGGCGGAUGGCCAAGAGCAUGUUGUGGAGCUGGACUUCCUGGGGAAGGAUUCUAUCCGCUAUAAUAACCGUGUGCCAGUGGAAAAGCUUGUGUUCCAGAAUCUUCAGGACUUCAUGAAGGACAAAGACCCGAGGGACGACCUGUUUGAUGCACUGACUACUGCCAGCCUGAACAAGCACUUGCAGGACUUGAUGGAGGGGCUGACAGCCAAGGUGUUCCGGACCUACAAUGCCUCCAUCACUCUGCAGGAGCAGCUGCGGGUGCUGACCAGGGCUGAAGACAGCCUAACCUCCAAAGUCUUAGCUUACAACCGGGCGAACCGAGCUGUGGCUGUCCUCUGUAACCACCAGAGAGCAAUCCCCAAGACCUUCGAGAAGUCGAUGCAGAAGCUCCAGCAAAAGAUUGAAGCCAAGCAGGCCCAGGUGACUGAGGCCCAGGUGGAGCUGGAGCAGGCCAAGUCUGACCUUAGAACGCGAGGGGAGAACAAACCCAAAAGUUUGCUGCAGAAGCAGCGGCGGCUGCUGAAGCUGGAAGAACAGCUGGCCCGACUGCGCGCGCAGGCCACAGACAAGGAGGAGAAUAAGCAGGUGGCGCUGGGCACCGCUAAACUCAACUAUCUGGACCCCAGGAUCAGCAUUGCCUGGUGUAAGAGGUUCGGAGUGCCCAUAGAGAAGAUCUACAGCAAGACCCAGAGAGAGCGGUUUGCCUGGGCCUUCGAGCGGGCAGACGAAGACUUUGAAUUCUAAGCUGCUCCUGACACUUUCUCACUGUGAAGCAAUGCUGUCGUUUUCUGUAAUAAAAUUUUGGGGGGACAGUGUCUGUUGUGGCCUAGAACAAAGGCCCCAACAGCCUGUCCUUGGAAGCAA